Peromyscus eremicus (cactus mouse) is the source of this 2970-nucleotide messenger RNA. RefSeq names its product anoctamin 2 (gene Ano2). The record is from RefSeq and is a predicted model, not a curated record. Gene Ontology annotation, biological process: chloride transmembrane transport. Gene Ontology annotation, cellular component: plasma membrane. The transcript is spliced from 25 exons. Gene Ontology annotation, molecular function: protein dimerization activity; chloride channel activity. Lineage: Eukaryota; Metazoa; Chordata; Mammalia; Rodentia; Cricetidae. The coding region runs from base 229 to 2970 and encodes 913 amino acids.
CCUCUACUCCCUGGAUCUCCACGACGGCUGAGUUCGAGGACAGUGGCCAGAGGAGGCCAGGGUCCCAAACAGUACCUCAAAGUGCCAAGUCCACGGGUCCCAGGUCAGAGGGAUAGUUCUAGCCAGCACUCUAGCCAGGUCUCCAGGAGAGCGUGUUCCCGUGACAGCACUGUCAUCAAUAACUACCUGGACGCCAAUGAAGCCCCGUCGGAAGCCCGUCUGAGCCGAAUGCACUUCCAUGACAACCAGAGGAAAGUUGACUAUGUGCUUGCGUACCACUACCGGAAACGAGGAGCACACCAGGGGCAUGGCUCCCCUGGACAUUCACUGGCUGUUAUCUCCAAUGGGGAGACAGGCAAGGAGCGCCGUGCAGGAGGCCCCGGUGAUGUCGAACUUGGGCCGCUGGAUGCUCUGGAAGAGGAAAGGAGGGAGCAGCGAGAUGAAUUUGAACACAACCUGAUGGCGGCUGGGCUGGAGCUGGAGAAGGACUUGGAGAGCAAAAGCCAGGGAUCUGUCUUUGUCCGGAUCCACGCCCCAUGGCAGGUGCUGGCCAGGGAAGCAGAAUUCUUGAAGAUCAAAGUCCCCACCAAGAAAAUGUAUGAGAUCAAAUCAGGAGGCAGCAUCGCGAAGAAGUUCAGUGCCAUUCUGCAGACGCUUAGCUCACCCCUGCAGCCAAGGGUUCCUGAACACAACAACAACAGGAUGAAAAACCUCUCCUACCCGUUCUCCAGGGAAAAAAUGUACCUGUACAACAUCCAGGAAAAGGACACCUUCUUUGACAACGCCACACGGAGCCGCAUUGUACAUGAGAUUCUGAAGCGCACAGCCUGUUCUCGAGCCAACAACACGAUGGGUAUUAAUUCUCUGAUAGCAAACAAUAUCUAUGAGGCUGCCUACCCACUUCAUGAUGGUGAAUAUGAUAGUCCAGGGGAUGACAUGAAUGACAGGAAGCUGCUGUAUCAGGAAUGGGCACGCUAUGGAGUGUUUUAUAAAUUUCAACCCAUUGACCUCAUCAGGAAGUAUUUUGGAGAGAAAAUUGGGCUGUAUUUUGCUUGGCUGGGGCUGUAUACAUCAUUCCUUAUCCCAUCUUCUGUCAUUGGGGUGAUCGUGUUUCUUUAUGGAUGUGCAACAAUUGAAGAGGAUAUUCCCAGCAAAGAGAUGUGUGACCACCAGAAUGCCUUUACCAUGUGUCCCCUGUGUGACAAGUCCUGUGACUAUUGGAACCUCAGCUCAGCCUGUGGGACUGCGCGAGCCAGCCAUCUCUUUGACAAUCCGGCCACUGUCUUCUUUUCCAUCUUCAUGGCUUUGUGGGCUACCAUGUUUCUGGAAAACUGGAAGAGACUACAGAUGCGGCUGGGCUACUUCUGGGACCUGACUGGGAUAGAAGAGGAAGAAGAACGUUCCAAGGAACACUCCCGGCCUGAGUAUGAAACCAAAGUACGAGAGAAACUGUUAAAGGAGAGUGGCAAGUCGGCUGUUCAGAAACUGGAUGCGAAUUCGCCUGUGGAUGACGAGGAUGAUGAAGAUAAACUCACCUGGAAAGACCGUUUCCCAGGAUACUUGAUGAACUUCGCCUCCAUCUUGUUCAUGAUUGCCCUGACAUUCUCCAUUGUCUUUGGGGUCAUUGUGUAUCGGAUCACAACUGCAGCUGCUUUGUCCCUCAGCAAGGCCACACGCUCCAAUGUCCGGGCGACAGUGACUGCGACAGCAGUCAUCAUCAACCUUGUGGUCAUCCUCAUCUUGGAUGAGAUCUACGGUGCUGUGGCCAAGUGGCUCACCAAAAUUGAGGUCCCGAAAACAGAGCAGACCUUUGAAGAACGCUUGAUCCUCAAAGCUUUCUUGCUAAAGUUUGUCAACGCCUACUCCCCCAUCUUCUAUGUGGCCUUUUUCAAGGGGAGGUUUGUGGGCAGACCUGGAAGCUACGUCUAUGUGUUCGAUGGUUACCGCAUGGAAGAGUGUGCUCCGGGAGGCUGCCUCAUGGAGCUUUGCAUCCAGCUCAGCAUCAUCAUGUUGGGGAAGCAGCUGAUCCAGAACAAUAUCUUUGAGAUUGGAGUCCCGAAGCUAAAGAAACUCUUUCGGAAGCUGAAAGAUGAGACAGAACCUGGAGAAAGUGACCCUGACCACUCAAAACGCCCAGAGCAAUGGGACCUGGACUACAGCCUCGAGCCAUACACUGGGCUGACUCCUGAAUACAUGGAAAUGAUCAUCCAGUUUGGUUUUGUCACCCUUUUUGUGGCCUCCUUCCCACUGGCACCAGUGUUUGCCCUCCUCAACAAUGUCAUCGAAGUGCGGCUGGACGCAAAAAAGUUUGUUACCGAGUUGAGACGCCCGGAUGCUGUGAGGACCAAAGACAUUGGAAUUUGGUUUGACAUUCUCUCUGGAAUUGGCAAGUUCUCUGUCAUCAUCAAUGCUUUCGUCAUCGCUGUCACCUCCGACUUUAUCCCCCGCCUUGUGUACCAGUACUCCUAUAGUCACAACGGGACUCUCCAUGGCUUUGUGAACCACACCCUCUCCUUCUUCAACGUCAGCCAGCUGAAGGAGGGAACACAGCCAGAAAACUCGCAGUUCGACCAGGAGGUUCAGUUUUGCAGGUUCAAGGAUUAUCGCGAGCCACCAUGGGCCCCAAACCCGUAUGAGUUUUCCAAGCAGUACUGGUCUGUUCUGUCGGCCCGUCUGGCCUUUGUGAUCAUCUUCCAGAACCUAGUGAUGUUCCUGAGUGUCCUUGUGGACUGGAUGAUUCCAGAUAUCCCCACAGACAUCAGUGACCAGAUCAAGAAAGAGAAGAGCUUGUUGGUGGACUUCUUCCUGAAGGAGGAGCAUGAGAAGGUCAAGCUGGCCGAUGAGCCUACCCAGAGGAGCCAGGGUGGCGGAGAUCGGAGCAGGAGGAGCCGUGCAGCCAGCUCUGCACCCUCAGGCCGGAGCCAGCCAGGCAGCAUAGCAUCCUCAGGGUCCCAGCACACCAACGUGUGA